Messenger RNA from Alligator sinensis (Chinese alligator), 6266 nucleotides. RefSeq names its product KAT8 regulatory NSL complex subunit 1 (gene KANSL1). Lineage: Eukaryota; Metazoa; Chordata; Crocodylia; Alligatoridae. Gene Ontology annotation, molecular function: histone acetyltransferase binding. The coding region runs from base 792 to 4220 and encodes 1142 amino acids. The transcript has 17 exons. Gene Ontology annotation, cellular component: NSL complex. The record is from RefSeq and is a predicted model, not a curated record.
CUUCCAGCACAGCCAGAAAGUGAGUUGGGUCGGAGGAAAAGGCAGGGCGAGGGAAACCGGGAAGUUUGAAGCCCGACGUGACAUGGGAGUAGGAAGGGGAGAGCCGCGACCGGAGGAAGAGCUGUUUUGUUGCAUUUGCAACAAUGGGGAUGGAGAAGGGAGCAGGCCAAGUGCUGGGAGCAGGGAUGGGGCAGAGGGGAUCUGGCACAGAGGGCUCCUCUCUGCACCAGGCCUGUGCCAAGAAACCACAGGAUUGCCUCACUGCAGAUCAGGCUUUUAAAAAGUGUCUGCUUUAACGUGCUGGAUUUGAAAAGGGUUUUGAGUGCUUGGCACACAGUUCCCUUGUAACUUCCCAACUGCAAUGAACCUGAAUGGGGCAUUUGAGUUUUUGGGGCUUUUCAGCCCUUGUGGUUUUGAAUCGGGCUUUACAUUUUGAUGGCUUGUAAAACAAGGGAAAAAAAUUCCCCACAACAGCUAAACAAUUUUCAGAAGCAAAAGAAGUUAAGAGCUGGCAUUGCCGGAGCAAUAGCAGCAUAGGACUAAGGGCUUCAUACGCUACAUUUGAGGAAAUGAGAUACCAAGUUUCCACUUCUUAAAAUAAGCUAAUAGUGCAUGGUUGCACCUGGAAGAAUUAAACUCCCUUGCUCCUCCAUCCUGAGCCUUUUCUGAACUGCUGUAGACAUGGAUUCUUCCAAGAUGGUCUGCAAGGCUGUCCUCUGGCGAGGCAGUAAGAGGCAGUGGAGCUGGCCUCGGCACCGGGAGAGGCUGGACUUCCCGUCUCUCUGUGCUGAAUGGCUGCGAUGGCGCCCGCUCUCACUGACGCAGCAGCUGAAGCUCACCAUAUCCGGUUCAAGCUGGCUCCCCCGUCCUCCACCUUGUCUCCUGGCAGUGCCGAGAACAACGGCAACGCCAAUAACAUCCUCCUUACUGCCAACGGCACCAAACGGAAAGCUAUUGCAGCAGAAGAUUCCAGCUUAGAUUUCCGAAACAAUCCUACCAAGGAAGAGCUGGGCAAGCUGCAGCCUCUAGUGGCCUCUUAUCUCUGUUCGGAUGUAACAUCUGUUUCUUCAAAAGAGCCUUUGAAGCUGCAAGGAGUCUUCAACAAGCAGACAGUCCUUAAAUCUCACCCUCUCUUAUCUCAGUCCUUCUUGAAAACAAGUGAUCUGUUAGAGUUUUCUUUAGAAAAUCUAAAAACAAUGAGUACUAGUGGUCAGCCUCCUCUGCCGCAAGCGCCUGUUAAUGGCUUAGCCAAGAAAUUGACAAAAAGUACCAAUUCAGACCAUGAAAACUCCAGUUCACUUAAUGGUGGGAAGCGUGCUCCCCUCUCUGCCACCCUCCAAGGUGUUGACUCUAACGCCGCUGGGGGAUCUGAAUCAGGGGACUUAAAGGUGGGUUUGACCAAUUGCACUCUUCCACACAGAAGCCUUGAUGCAGAGCACACAACUCCAUUUAGCAAUAACAGCACUGCAAACAAAUCUUCCCUUAAUUCCACAGAACAGCAGCGGGUGCUUGAAGGAGGCAGUGGAGAAGCCAAGUUGGUAUCUGGUGAGGAUGCUCCAUCUGAUUUUGUCAGCAGCAAAUCAGAGGAACAGAAACCUCCUCUGUCAGCUGCUCAAUUCAGUACCCUGGACUCUGAUAUGAGGACCAGGGCACUGCUACGGCGGCAGGCAGAUAUUGAAAACCGUGCCCGCAGGCUGCAGAAACGCCUGCAGGUGGUGCAGGCCAAACAGGUAGAGAGACACAUCCAGCAACAGCUGGGUGGCUUCUUGGAGAAGACCCUGAGCAAACUGCCAAAUUUGGACUCCUUGAGGCAUCGUAGCCAGCUGAUGCUGACCCGCAAGGCAGAAGCAGCCUUGAGGAAAGCUGCAAGUGAGACGACUACUUCGGAAGGACUAAGCAGCUUCCUAAAGAGUGACUCUAUUACAGAAGAACUGGAGAGAUUUACAGCCAGUGGGAUGGCCUAUUUGAGAUCCAGUGAGCAAGCAUUUGAUUCAGAUGUUACUGACAGCAGCUCAGGAGGGGAGUCUGACAUUGAGGAGGAGGAACUGACCAAAGCAGAUGUAGAUCAACACCAUGUACCAUUACCGGAAAGGUGUAGACUGAAAAAUUUGCAACCCUUCAAUAAUAGCAAGUCUUAUAAAUUAACAACGACACUUUAUUGUAUGAUGCUAGCUGCAAUUGUUAACUGUAUCCAAAGCCACUUCAAAGUAAGGAGGCGACGGUCAGAAUGGAGGUGGGCAGCAGAUCGGGCGGCUAUAGUCAGUCGCUGGAACUGGCUUCAGGCUCAUGUCUCGGACCUGGAGUACCGAAUUCGACAGCAAACAGAUAUUUACAAGCAGAUUAGAGCCAAUAAGGGGUUGAUAGCCCUUGGUGAAGCAUCACCUCCAGAUCCUGCAGCAGAUGAUGCAUCCCAUUCCCUUAGUGCCGAAGUUAAACUGGAGCCUGGGAUAGACAGACUGGGUGCUUCUGCUCCCCAGCCGCUAGAGAACCUUGGUACAUCUGCAGCAAACACUUCAGAAUCCCUUCCUUCCAAACCCUGUGGAGCACUGAGACCUGUCAAUGGUGUCAUUAACACUCUUCAGCCUGGCUUGGCAGAACAUGCUCAGGGAGACGGCCCAGAUGCUGAGGAGCUGUUACAUAAAAAGCAGCGACUGAACAUGGUCUCUUCUCCUCCUUCCGAUGCAACCUGUGUUGCAGCUCGCACCCGCCCAGCACUAAGCUACAAGAAGAGACGGCUUGUUCGACCUAGCAACAUUGUGCCCCUAUCCAAAAAGGUCCUUCGUAACAGCAUGGCACGAUGUAGCUGUGACGUGAAUCCCUUGUGCGCCCUCUGUGGCACCCGAAGCUCCGUGUCUCUGGAAAUCCAGUAUGAUGCCCCUUUGCUGGAGCGCCUCUCCCAGCUGGACUCCUGUAUUCACCCUGUUCUGUCAUUCCCAGAUGAUGUGCCGACAAGCCUGCACUUCCAGAGUAUGCUGAAAUCCCAGUGGCAGAAUAAGCCCUAUGAGAAGAUUAAACCUCCCAAAAAGCUGUCACUGAAGCAUAGAGCCCCCAUGCCAACCAGCAGUUUGUCUGACCCAGCUCGUAAGGACCGCCACAAGCUGGUCAAUUCCUUCUUCACUACAGCCAAGCGCUCACAUCACAAAAUCCUACCAGACAAGGCAUACAGGCAACCCUUAGACGAUUUAAUGGCCAUGUCCAAGGCCGAGAGAGCGCCAGAGCGCUCACUUAUCCAGCCUCCUGCACAUGACACAAACCGAUUGUGGGACUACUCAUCUGAGAGAAGCGAAGUGUUGAAGCAUCACACGGAUGUUGGAGGCCCAAGCUACUUAUCAGCGGCUACAACCCCAACGCCUCACAGCCCCAUUGUGCGGCAGUUGUCCACCUCCUCUGAAAGUUCUGCUCCUGCCAGCGCAAGUUCACAAGGCACCUCUCAGCCAAGGAGGAGGAGAGGUGAAAGCUCAUUUGAUAUUAAUAACAUUGUCAUCCCAAUGUCUGUUGCUGCAACAACUCGUGUGGAGAAACUGCAGUACAAAGAGAUCCUCACACCAAGCUGGCGUGAAGUGGAUAUCAGUGCUCUAAAAGUGAACUCGGAUGAAGACAAUGAGGAGAUCGAGGACCUGUCUGACUCGGCCUUUGCUGCUCUGCAUGCCAAGUGUGAAGAGAUGGAGCGGGCAAGGUGGCUGUGGAGCACCAGCAUGCCCCCUCAGCGACGAGGCAGCAGGUCUUACAGAUCUACAGAUGGACGGACAACCCCUCAGCUGGGUAAUCCCUCUACUCCCCAGCCAGCAUCCCCUGAUGUGGGCAGCUGCCACUCCCACUCGGAGUUUUCCCACACACACUCUCCGCGCAGUCCCAUCAGCCCUGAGCUUCUGUCUGCCCCCCUGACCCCACUGUCCCGAGACUCCAUGCGGCUCUUGUCCAGCGAGGACACCCGUUGCUCCACACCCGAGGCUGGCUUUGAUGAGCUGGCUGUACAACCCUGGGAGCGACGCACCUUCCCGCUCUCCUACAACCCCAAGACAGAGUGCGAGGACCAAUCCGAUCCCCAGGACCGGUCGUCGCGUUGCACCCGGCGCACGUCAGGCAGCAAGUCGUCCCGGGAGAUGGACAGCACUCCCCCCUUGUCCACCUUCGCCAGCCUCAAGAGUCGGAACCCAGUCGCAGCCCCGGCAGCAGCAGCGGUGGCAGCAGCAGCAGUUCAGCGACCAGCGCAUAGAUAGAGACAGACGGGAAGGAAUAAGCAAAACCCACACACGCAACUAACUCUUGGCAUUAAAGCUUCCGAAAUCUGCGUUUGAUAUUCAAACAUCCUGCUGGGAAUUUUCACAGUUUUUAGUGAAUUUAAGGAGUUUAGAAACUGUUUUGUUUUUUUGUUUUUGUUUCUUUUUUUCCAUGUUUCCUUGUCACACAGAUGAGCCCCAGGUUCCUCCCAGCCAAGGGAAGCCUUGGGAGGGGAGCAGCCCGCCAGACACCCUUUCUGCCCCACCCCCACUUAGGUGUAUAAUUCUAGAGCACAGGAUGUAGCUGACUAGCAGAUUAUGGGGAUUGAUUUCUCAAGCAAAAGGGUGUUUUUCCUUCUACCCUCUGCCCGCUACCCCCUCCCUGAAAGGUUUAGUGGAGUGAAAUUAGUGGUGAAAAGUGAUGUCUUUGGAAUGCAGCCUCCUUCACUAGCUGUCUCCUUAUGUGCAGAGCAGAGAUCUGACAGCCCCUGAGCCCCCACCCUCCCACAUCACCUCCUGGUUGUUUUUGUUCCCCCGGGUUGUAAUUCCAGGUAUUCAUAGGAGUGAUUCUGACCCCACUAAGGCUGCCUGUUGCAUUAGUGUACUGAUUUUCAGCUCUUCCUUUCCCCCAUCCUUGCUUUCAGAACUUCUGUUCCUUUUGUAGAGAACAAGCGUCCCUGUCAGCUGGGGAAAGGAAGGUCCUUCUCAGCCGCUUCACGCACAGCUCCUUGUGGGGGAGUGGGAUUUUGGAAGCAGUCCUGUUCCAUUUACAUCAUGUCUUUUCCCUGUUCACAACCCAGGGUAAUGAGUCCAGCCCGGUGCAUUCUUGUGCUGCAGUGGGAGCAGACCUUACACAAUGCACUUAAGGACUCAUGUUGGGAUCUGACUUUCUGCUGGCACUAGUAAGAGUUUCAGCUGGGUAAUGCAGAUCUUUUACCACUUCUCUUUUCCUUUAUGUCCCUGUCUCCACCUCCUUUCCCUCCACCCCACCCAUACACCUUGAAAGUUUCAGGCCAUAUUAACUGCCACCACUUCUGUUAACUAUUAGUACUGCUCAGAAACCAUCCUGAGUUGCAGUGGUCAGGAAGAUGGGUCCUGUUGCCAUGCCUGGGCCUUGCCCUGGGAAUACUAUAGGGUUGCAGUGCAUAGGCCGCUUAGUUCUGUUUCCUUGCCGCUGGGUUGGCCUCUUCAAAGAAGCCCAGAAGAUUAAGGCGGCAGCAGCAUUGUGUCCUGCUCAUCUGCCAGCUCUGUCCUUGUACAGGUGCUCAGUGCUUGCUUAGGAAAGAAAUAGGACUUAUUUUUCACCACUGCUCAAUUCCACUUCCACACAUUUUGAAAACAGAUGUUUAGUCAGUUUCAUUUUGGAGGGCUCUUGUCUCUCAGCAGCCACCAGGCUUGACAAGUGUCUUCUUUUCAAGUAAUACCACCACCACUGCCCCCACCUCUUUGCUGCCCCCGGUGACUCCUGGAUCCCACACACCGUUUCCAUCUGUAACGUUUUUCUGAUCCUGACGGUGUGGCUAUGGUUCCUGUCCUGUUGUUAGCAUUGUGCCUGUCUUACGUAUAAUCACAUCACCAAAAAAGGAAAAAAAAAUACAAAGGACAUAAUUUUUUUUUCCAUUUUGUAAUCGUAAAGAAAUAGUAGCUAAACUGCUUAAUGGUUGGGGUUUUCACAAUUUUCAACAUUAUCUAGUGUUUUUUGGUUCUGUUCUAGUUUAAAGGAUUUGUCAUCGUUUCUUUAAAAAAAAAAAAAAAAAACAAUGCUACCAUAUCCCUCUGCAUAAGUGCUUUUCUAUUUAUAAGGUUGAAAAUUCUGAAUAACCCUUUUAGCAUUAUAAAAAAAAAACCACAAAAAACACCUUGUAUUUUGUAAAUAUUUUCUUUUCCUGCUUUGAGCUGUGUAAUGUCCUUGUUAUAUAGAAAUGCUUUUCUUCCGAGAAGCUGAUCUUUGUUAAUGUCUUGAUUCUGUUGGCAAAGCACAAAUGUGCUUAUAAAAAAAAGAGAAAAGAUUAAAAAAAUAUAAAAAAGUUAGAACAUUCUCUGCAA